UCAGAAUUCUGAUUGUGACAAAGGCAUCGACAGUAAGGCAGGUAUAAAUACUGAGAAGCAUCUGAACCAAAUCACAUUUCCUGGCCAAUAUGAUGUGGUUUGUGGUUCUCUUGUCUUGCUUUGGUGUGAGCAAUGGUCGGACACCACUCAAUCAUGCAGUGUACAAUGAGAAGCUGAACGAAAGGGUUGUAGGAGGUUCAGAUGCACAACCAAACUCCUGGAAGUGGCAGGUUUCACUUCAGUUUGACUCGUCCAGUCAGCAGGAGUACUACCACAUCUGCGGUGGGACUAUAAUCGGUUCCUCACAUGUCCUGACCGCAGCCCACUGUAUACUCAGCUAUGAUGCCAGGCAUUACCGUGUGGUCACCGGGGAGCACAACCUGUACAAAUAUGACGGCAGUGAGCAGUUCAGCUUUGUGGAUAACAUACUAAUUCAUCCUGGCUGGACUGGUGACCUUGGCAAUGGAAAUGAUAUUGCCCUACUAAAGCUUGUGGCUCCAAUUUAUGACAAUGGCUUUGUCAGACUUGCUGACCUACCAUAUGCUGGUGAGGUCUUGCCGAAUGAUUUCACCUGCUACAUAACUGGAUGGGGGCUACUUGCAACUGGCGGAAGUGUUCCUGACAUCCUUCAGGAGGCCCCUAUACAUGUGGUGGAACACAAAGUGUGCUCCACCCAUGAUUGGUGGGGCAGUCUGGCCAAGAAGACCAUGAUAUGUGCAGGAGGAGAUGGAAAGACAGCUGGUUGCCAGGGCGAUUCUGGAGGUCCCCUCAACUGCUUCACUGAUGGUGCCUGGAGGGUCCAUGGUGUGGUUAGCUACGGCCCCGGUGGGAACUGCAAUACGAUCCGCAAGCCCACUGUCUUCACCAGAGUCUCUUCCUUCACAGACUGGAUAUACAGUGUCAUUUUGAGCUAAAAAGGAAAAGAACAAAGAUUUCUAUGGGAAA
Anguilla anguilla (European eel) is the source of this 945-nucleotide messenger RNA. RefSeq names its product elastase-1-like. Gene Ontology annotation, biological process: proteolysis. Gene Ontology annotation, molecular function: serine-type endopeptidase activity. NCBI's taxonomy places the organism in Eukaryota, Metazoa, Chordata, Actinopteri, Anguilliformes, Anguillidae. The record is from RefSeq and is a predicted model, not a curated record. The coding region runs from base 90 to 914 and encodes 274 amino acids. The transcript is spliced from 8 exons.